This is a messenger RNA of Uloborus diversus, 1680 nucleotides long. RefSeq names its product 33 kDa inner dynein arm light chain, axonemal-like. Bases 142 to 1104 code for a protein of 320 amino acids. Gene Ontology annotation, cellular component: axoneme; filopodium. The transcript has 6 exons. Lineage: Eukaryota; Metazoa; Arthropoda; Arachnida; Araneae; Uloboridae. Gene Ontology annotation, molecular function: dynein heavy chain binding. The record is from RefSeq and is a predicted model, not a curated record.
UGGAUCCUCCAGAUUGUAUAAUUCAGGAAUGAGACAUGUUAAGAUGUUCGUGGAAUAAUUAACGCUUUUGUAUGUUCUGGAGGGACUUAAGCCAGGAGAAGAAACAGAUCUGUGCUCAAGGAGUUUUGAAUUAAGAAAAUAAUGACCACUUUAAGUGAGAUGAUAGCAGCUCCUUCGCUGUCUUUGGUAAAAUAUGAAACUCCAUCAUUAGUAACGACAAGAGAACUUGCUGAAGCCAAAGCAGCUCGGAGAGACAGCCGUUUUCCAAACAUCAAAGACAAGCCCUCAUCACCGAAGUCAUCUCGACAUGAUUCAAAGAACAAAGAUUGUCAAGUCGCAGACAUUUUGGACACAAUUCUUCCUCCCAGAGAAUACGAAGAAGAUGGCAAACUGUGGAUUCAGCCCGUAUCCCGCACUCCAGCUACCAGACUAGACGUAGUCAACCUUGCCGAAAAGUUAGAUGCUCGUCUCAUUGACAGAAACGCCAGGGAAAUUGGAAUUUGUCCCAUACGGAGAGAACUCUACGAUCAGUGUUUUGACGAGCUGAUCCGGCAGGAGACCCUCAACUGCGUGGAGAGGGGGCUGCUCUUCGUCCGCGUCAGAGACGAGCUGCGGAUGAGUCUCGCUGCUUAUGAGACGCUCUACGACAGCGGCGUGUCCUUCGGAAUAAGGAAGGCACUCAUGUCCGAGAGAGGGAAGAUGGACAUCAUCGACAAGCUAGAUUUUCUGACAUCUGAAAACGAGGAUUUGCGAAAGCAGCUGAAGCUCCAAGAAGCCCGUUUUGCUCUGAUGCAGAGAGAAUAUGAGCAGCAGUCGGCAGCAGACAGCAAAAAAUUGGGGGACAAAAUUGAACUGCUGGAAAGAGCGAAUUCCCAGCUCAAGAUGUACCCUGAAGAUAUAUAUCCUUGGUAUUCCAGCAGCAUCACUCCAAUAUACUACAAAGACUACUACUUGAAGAAGGCCAUGUUCUCAGUGAAUGCGGCCAGAGCCCGAGUCAGGAACCUCCUGAACUACCCAACAUACAGACUGCCAGCUAUGAAACUGUCGCCUGAAACGCGGUACAACUUGUACCGGAAGAGAGUCAGAAAUUUGUCGUUGGAAUAAGUUCAUGAGUGCUAUCGCACGAUUCAGUACAAAACAAAUACGUAUAGCAGGGACGAGUAAAAGAGAAUUCAUUGUAUGUUGGAAAUGAACUAUUUUUCACCGAUGCGUCAUAGAAUAGAACGUUAGAUUAUUUAAUGACGAAUCGAGUAUCGCAUUUAACGAACAGAAACUUAGAAAGUUAUUGAACAAUAAAAUUAUUAGUACAGCACACUUUUCAUCACUCUUUAAUUUGUGUGAUAUUUGAUUUAUUAAUUGAUCUGUAGAAAACAAAUUUCAUCGCACGAUUUUUCAAAGACAAAACCAAUGUUUCUGUGUUCAGAUAAGAAAACGAUUGAGCUACGCAAUUUGAAUGUCACUGAGCAUUUAUCUUCAAUCUUUUUUUUUUUUUUUUUCAAAAUUCUUGAUUGUUCGAAAAGGUAACUCAAAAAGAAUAAAUAUAACGUAGACAGUAGAAGUAGAAAACGCUUGAAACUAAAUUGAAAUUCAGGAACAUUUUUCAUUAAGUGCUACACUUUCAGUAUAGAGUAUUAGAUAAUUCAAAGCUGAAAAUUAGUAGUGCAUUUAAGAAGAGAAAAG